Molecule: messenger RNA, 708 nt
Organism: Oncorhynchus gorbuscha (pink salmon)
Lineage: Eukaryota; Metazoa; Chordata; Actinopteri; Salmoniformes; Salmonidae
Product: receptor-type tyrosine-protein phosphatase mu
Exons: 6
Biological process (GO): protein dephosphorylation
Molecular function (GO): protein tyrosine phosphatase activity
Source: RefSeq, a predicted model, not a curated record
AUGACCGUUUUGGAGGACCAAAAGAUUCUGGAGGAAGAACAAAAUGGUUUCGGUCCCAUGCAGGAGACGGUGUUUGACUUCUGGGGGAUGGUGUGGCAGGAGAACACUGCUGCUAUCGUCAUGGUCACCAACCUGGUUGAAGUGGGCAGGGUGAAAUGCUGUAAGUACUGGCCGGACGACACAGAGAUCUACAGAGACAUCAAGGUGACCCUCAUAGAGACGCAGCUACUGUCAGAGUACGUCAUACGGACCUUCGCUGUCGAGAAGAGAGGAGCCCAUGAGAUCCGCGAGAUCAGUCAGUUUCACUUCACAGGGUGGCCGGACCACGGGGUGCCCUACCACGCUACUGGCCUCCUGGGCUUUGUACGUAGGGUGAAGGCCAAGACACUCAGCAACGCUGGGCCCAUGGUCAUCCACUGCAGCGCGGGGGCAGGCCGAACAGGCUGUUUCAUAGUGAUUGACAUCAUGCUGGACAUGGCAGAGAGAGAGGGCGUGGUGGACAUCUAUAACUGUGUCAGAGAGCUGCGCUCCAGGAGAGUCAACAUGGUGCAGACUGAGGAGCAAUAUGUCUUCAUCCACGAUGCCAUCUUGGAGGCGUGUCUUUGUGGUGACACCACCAUUCCAGCCAAUCAGCUGCGCUCGGUCUACUAUGAAAUGAACCGAUUGGACCCCCAGACCAACUCCUCCCAGAUCAAAGAGGAGUUCCGG